Molecule: messenger RNA, 426 nt
Organism: Entamoeba histolytica HM-1:IMSS
Lineage: Eukaryota; Evosea; Mastigamoebida; Endamoebidae
Exons: 1
Coding region: 1-426 (141 amino acids)
Source: RefSeq, a predicted model, not a curated record
AUGAAAAUGGAAGAAAAGAUAGAGAAAGAACGAGAAAAACAACUUGAAAAGGAAAGAAAGAAAGAGGAAAAACAAAGAAAAAAAGAAGAAAAGAAAGCAGGUAAAGCACAUAGUCGGGGAAGUAGUAAAGAACAAUCUAUUGAAAGGACAGAAGAAAAACCAAAAAAUUUAAUCACAUCAACAAAAAUUACAAGAAAUUCUAGUAAUAUCAAUUUAACAGGAAGUUUUAAAGAUAUUUAUUCAAUUGGAAAUGUUCAUGAUGGAACAAUUAAUGAAGUUACAUUAGCAGUACCAAAAAGAUCUGACUCUAUGGGAUCUAUUAAAAAGAAAAAAUGGGGAUUUUCUUUCUUCCAUAGGGAAAAGAAAGACAAAAAAGAUUCAGCAAGCCAACAAGACUCUUUCAAUUCACAUGACUCUGAAAUGUAA